ACAUCGAUAGCAUCUAGUAAACGUAGAUUUUUGUUCCAGCUCUAGUGGCAACACGUGCAGGCCGCAUAUUCAAUAUACACAGCUCACUUAUUUUUCGCAAAUAAAAGUUGAAUUAGCCGGAGCAUGGUGACGCGCAAGAAGCCAACCAAGCGCUGCGCCGAGGCGGCUGCCAUCGAGGAGGAGGAGGCGACACAGGCGAAGGUGCCCAAGGAGGUGAGGGUGGUCGCCCAGGAGGUGAAAAUCGUCCGUGCCCUUGCUGGCAACGAUGUGGCCCAGCGGAAUCGCCAGAUCCGCAAGCUGCGCAAGUGGUUCAAGCUGCGGGCCAGUAGCUCCUUUCCCUUCACCGAGGAUGACUUUAUGCGCAUCUGGAAGGGAUUGUACUACAACAUGUGGAUGUCGGACAAGCCGCUGGUGCAGGAGGAGCUGGCCGAACAGCUGGCUAAGAUGGUGGACAGCUUCGAUGGAAACACGGCCUGCAGUCUGGCCUACUUCAGUGCGUUCAUGCGCACCAUGUGUCAGGAGUUCUUUGGCAUCGACCAGUGGCGCAUGGACAAGUUCCUGAUGCUCACCCGCCGCAUGGUGCGCUAUGUCCUGCGUCUGCUGAAGCAGAGCAAUUGGUCGCCGGAGCUGAUCUCCGCCUUCAACAAAAGCAUGCAGCUGUCCGUGCUGUCGGAGCAGCCCAAGAGCCGCGGCAUGACCAUGCACUAUCUGGAUGUCUUCUUUGAGGAGCUGGCUAAGGCGGCCGAUGGCGAGAUAAGCGCCGCACAGGUCAAUCUGUUCUUGCGCCCGUUCGUCACCUACCUGGCCACGCAGCGCGACGCCAAGCUGGUGGCCCAGUGCCGCACAAGGGUGCUUUAUCACCUGCUUUAUCAGAGCGACUUGGGCCGCGAGUACAGCGAAAAGUACAAUGCCUGGAAGCUGAUGGGCUUCCCCACCGCCUCUAUCGAUGAUAUUGAGAAACUGGACUCGGGCUUUGACGAGGAGGACGACGAGGGCAACGCCGAGGAGGAGCCGCCGCGCCCCACAUCCCUGGAUCCCCGCGCGGGCGACGUGGAUGUUCACAUGCCAGAGCUGCCGUUCAACGCCGACUGUGUCCUGGACGAGCUGCAGACACUGCUCCGCACCAAUGAAUUCAACAGCAAACGCCGCAAGGGUCUGCGCAAGCUCAUCCAGAUCUUUGAGACCUACAAAGGCGGAGAAUUUCCACUAGGCGUGCGCACCAUGCCAAAGGUGGAGGGCCAGACACUGUCGGAGAUGGUGGAACAAAAGGUGGCAGCCAUUGAGGAGAUGGAGGACGAGGUCUUCGGCACUGGCAGGAAACUCAAGAAGCUCAACAAGUCGAAGCGCAAGAGACUGUUGCAGUCCAUCAACUUUGAGGAGGUGGACGAGCACAACUACGACGAGAUCAUUGGCAAAGCUCUGCCCCCGGAGCUGCAGAAAAAGGUCAAACACAAUGCAAAAGUGCGUUCCAGCAUAAACAAUGCCUGGGUGGUGGAGGAGGUCACUGAGACUGAUGCAACAGCGGAGGACAAGGACGAGAAUCCAACCAAGCCUAAGGCAAAGAAAGCAAAAAAGGAAGAAACCCCCAAGCCGAAAAAAGAAGACCAGUUGAAGGUUAAAAAAGAAGGACCGGUUAAGCCCAAGAAAGAACAGUCCAAGGCACAGAAGGUGGAGCAGUCCAAGGCACAAAAGGAUGAACAGUCCAAAGCCAAGAAAGAAGAGAAAUUAAAGACCAAGGAGGAGCAGCCCAAGCCCAAAAAAGAUGAGCAGCCCACGCCCAAGAAGGAGGAGCAGCCCAAGAUAAAGUCUACCCCCAAAACCGAGCCUGUUGGUGAUGAUGAAGCCACCACCGCCACACCGCAGCCAGCCAACGGCUGGGAUGCCCCUCUAGAGCCCGGUGAACAGGACAUUUUCGUUCCCUCGCGCAAACAACAAACGAAGCAGGCUAACAACAAACUGCAGAAGUCCACGCCCAAGCAGGUGCCGCGUCUGCAGUUUGCCACCCCACAGACGGGCAGUGCCAAGCGUGUGCGGAUCGUGACCAAGAGCAACUGUUUCUAUCCCAAAAGCGACUACUACCGCCAGCUGAAGCUGUCUCCGCAGCUGCCCUACGACGCGGAUCGCCUGCCCGGCAAGAGUGCUCUCAAGCCGCAUGUAUUACCGGGUCCGAUUCAUCCUAAUUUCAAGGGGGCCAAGCGCCUCUUUAACGACACCCUGUGACGUUGCGUCCAGUGGCUGCGACUGGGACCGGGACAGGAUCAGGAAGCUUAAUGUGGAUUUGAUGCUCUAAUGGUAUAACCCAAAGGACUGCACUCCGGCUCUCCUUUCACAUCAAAAUACAACCCACUUCCUGACAUUGCUUUGGAGAUUAAGAUAGCACAUCCACCACAGACAUGUCUUAUGCCGGUUUUAUACUACGUCUACAUAUAAAUACACUACAGCUUCCAAGAGAUAUUUUGCUAUUUUAAAAUGUUAAAAACCUUUGUUUAGUUUCGAACUGAUUGUUAGAUAGACUGUGCUUUAAAAAUUUCAAUUUUCCGGAAUAGUUGAAAUUUUUACUGUAUUGCAAUUUGAUUCGACUAAUCAAUUUAUUAGGUUUAUUAAUUUCCACUCCAAUAAGACCCCCAUAAGACAUGUACUAAAUGUAACCCCUUAAACUUUUAGUAGUUACAAUUACCACUUAAUGUACUAUUGCUUGUAGGCCAUUUUAUGUUCAAGCUAUCCUUUGAGUUGAUACUGAAAUAAAAGCAAACGUAGUAUAUGUAAUAUGAAAUAUAAAA
Molecule: messenger RNA, 2780 nt
Organism: Drosophila rhopaloa
Lineage: Eukaryota; Metazoa; Arthropoda; Insecta; Diptera; Drosophilidae
Gene: Nnp-1
Product: ribosomal RNA processing protein 1 homolog
Exons: 1
Coding region: 124-2220 (698 amino acids)
Biological process (GO): rRNA processing
Cellular component (GO): preribosome, large subunit precursor; preribosome, small subunit precursor; nucleus
Source: RefSeq, a predicted model, not a curated record